AGUGGGCGCCUGCGCACGCUUACGGCAGCCAAUCUGCUCGCGGCUUUCCUGCCGAAGCCCUUUGACCCCGCGUCCCUUGGCCGGCAGCGGGAGGCUCUGAGCGUUGAACCUGGGCCCUMGGCCACCUGAGGUCCGCCCUGUCACUCUCACCCCCGAUUCUUGUUUAGCAAAGCAUUUGCUAUCUUGGACUUUAAAGUAUGUCAUCAUGGCAAAAUUUCGGAGAAGGACUUGCAUCAUUUUGUCGCUUUUUAUUCUAUUUAUUUUCUCUCUGAUGAUGGGUUUAAAAUUGCUGAGACCAAAUACAGCUACUUUUGGAGCUCCUUUUGGACUUGACCUUCUUCCAGAACUUCAUCAACAAACUAUUCAUUUGGGGAAAAAAAUUGAUUUUCAAAAGAGUGACAAAAUCAACAGUGAAACAAAUACCAAGAAUUUAAAAAGUGUUGAAAUCACUAUGAAACCUUCCAAAACUUCUGAACUUAACCUGGAAGAACUGCCACCUCUGAAUUAUUUUUUGCAUGUAUUUUAUUACAGUUGGUAUGGAAACCCACAAUUUGAUGGUAAAUAUAUACAUUGGAAUCAUCCAGUCUUGGAGCAUUGGGACCCUAGAAUAGCCAAGAAUUAUCCACAGGGGAGACACAGUCCUCCAGAUGACAUUGGCUCCAGCUUUUAUCCUGAGUUGGGAAGUUACAGCUCUCGGGAUCCCACUGUCAUAGAAACUCACAUGAGACAGAUGYGUUCAGCUUCCAUUGGUGUACUAGCUCUAUCUUGGUACCCACCUGAUUCAAGUGAUGAGAAUGGAGAAGCUACUGAUAACUUGGUACCAACUAUUUUGGAUAAAGCUCAUAAAUAUAAUCUGAAGGUUACUUUUCACAUAGAACCAUAUAGCAAUCGAGAUGAUGAAAACAUGUACAAAAAUGUCAAGUACAUUAUAGACAAGUAUGGAAAUCACCCAGCCUUUUAUAGGUAUAAGACAAAGACUGGAAAUGCUCUUCCUAUGUUUUAUGUCUAUGAUUCCUAUAUCACAAAACCUGAAAAAUGGGCCAAUCUGUUAACCACGUCAGGGUCUCAGAGUGUUCGCAAUUCUCCUUAUGAUGGAUUAUUUAUUGCACUUCUCGUAGAAGAAAAACAUAAAUAUGACAUUCUGAAAAGUGGCUUUGAUGGAAUUUACACAUAUUUUGCCACAAAUGGAUUUACUUAUGGUUCAUCACAUCAGAAUUGGGCCAACCUAAAAUACUUUUGUGAUAAAUACAAUUUAAUAUUUAUUCCAAGUGUGGGCCCAGGAUACAUAGAUACCAGCAUUCGUCCCUGGAACUCUCAAAACACUCGGAACCGAAUCAAUGGGAAGUAUUAUGAAGUUUCGCUUAGUGCUGCUCUUCAGACACACCCCAGUUUAAUUUCUAUCACCUCUUUUAAUGAGUGGCAUGAAGGAACUCAAAUUGAAAAAGCUAUACCCAAAAGAACCAGUAAUACAGUUUACCUGGAUUAUCGGCCUCAUAAACCAAGUCUUUAUCUGGAACUAACUCGCAAGUGGUCUGAAAAAUACAGUAAGGAUAGAACAACUUACACAUCAGAUCAACAGCAACAUUGAUUAAGGUUUAAUAAUUAUAAGAAGCACCUCAUUUCAAUAAAUGACUUUAGUUUUGAAUUAUGAAAAAACUGUAAAAAUCAAUAUGCAUUAYUGCUGUUAUAAUUUUUACCUUUUUAAAAGAGUAUUAUCAUUGCCACUUAUUACCAUACUGCACUGAGUAAAUAUGUAACAGAAAUUGUGUAAAUAACAUUCCUAUGGCAUUAUUUAUUACAUGUCUGGCUUAAAUUGAAGUUCUAAUUUGAUGGCAAUUUUUUUUCACAUUAGAUAAAUGCUUAUGUUACAGAAAUCAGUUAGCACAUGGUAAAUUCCUGCUUGCUUCCUGUGCAUUCAAUGUGUCUAAAGAAAAACAAACAAAAACAUGGUUAUGUGUUUCAUUUCUAAUUUUGACCAUGAUUCAAUCAACUUUAUUAUAUUAAUAUUCAGACUCUGGACAACUUUCCCAUAGUGAUGAAAUGUUUAAGUAUAAUAAUCACUCUUACAAUUUUCCUGUGAACUUAAAAUUGCUGUAAAUAAUAGUCUUUUUUUUUUUUUAUAAGAUAUCYUAAGGCUUACUGUGAACCAUAUUGUGUUUGUAAGAUUUCUUUUCCACAGCACAAUCUGUGUCACCAUUUUAAGGUCUCUGAUUACUUGUASCUUGCUUGGUGUUUUGCAUCUUCUGAGUGUUUCUUAUGCUGCAUUCCAGAUAUUAGAAACUGUGGGAAAUACUUUAUAAAAGUAAGUGGUUACCUCUCGAUUAUUAGGAAAGCAUUCCUUUCCUGAUUGUGAUCAAGAUAAAGUGCCCCAAGUAUUAUUUUUGGGAUUCUUUGCCAAUCUUUAGUUAMUGUUUAUUAUUCAUGUCUCAAAAUUUUAUGUUAGAGACCAACUGUUAACUAAGAAAGCAAAAGUUAAUACUAUUAUUGGAUUGUUUUUAAUAGUUUAAAUUUUUUUAUCAUAGAUAAUAGAACUCAGUGGUAUUCUACUACUGAGCUACACACCUGCCCCUAUCCA
Molecule: messenger RNA, 2575 nt
Organism: Urocitellus parryii (Arctic ground squirrel)
Lineage: Eukaryota; Metazoa; Chordata; Mammalia; Rodentia; Sciuridae
Gene: Manea
Product: mannosidase endo-alpha
Cellular component (GO): Golgi membrane
Molecular function (GO): alpha-mannosidase activity
Source: RefSeq, a predicted model, not a curated record